ACCGGAUAGCUCGAGGAUUCGAUACCAGUUUGUAGACGCUGGUAUAAAAGAGAACGCAAGUGCUCUUGAAAUUAUUCUGUCAUCAAAACACACGGAUUAAACAUGUUCGGAAAGCUGGUCGUAGUUCUAUGCGCCGCGGGCAUCGCCUCCGCCGGCAACCUGCUGCACGCGGCGGCUCCCGUAGCGUACGCCGCCGCUCCCGUCUCCUCGGUGUCAUACGCCACGCACACGGCGCACACCGGCCCCGUCGCCACGUACGCUGCUGCCCCCGUCGCGUCAUACGCUGCGGCUCCCGUCGCGUCAUACGCUGCCGCCCCCGUUGCCUCCUACUCCGUCAAAUCCGUCGCUCCUGCCGUCUCCUACCAGACCAUCUCGACUCACUCCGCUCCCGUGGCGUACGCCUCCCCCGCUGUGGCGCAUUAUGCCGCUGCCCCGGUUGUACAGAAGACCCUCGCGCCUGUGGCUACUUACGCCGCGCCCGCCAUCUCUACCUACCAGUCUGCCCCCGUGGCUUAUGCCAAGACGUACGCUGCACCCGCGGUGUCUUACUCUUCCUACUCUUCCCACUCGACCCAUGCUGCUCCCGUGGCGUACGCUGCCGCUGCUCCCGUCAUUGCCAAGACCUACGCCGCCCCCGCCGUGCACACCUAUGCCGCCCCCGCUGUAGCUUCUUACGCUGCCCCGGUUGUAACUAAGUCGAUUUCUCCCGCGGUGUCUUACUCAUCUUACUCCACUCACUCUGCGCCUGUGGCAUACGCUGCCGCUGCCCCCGUGGUCGCUAAGACUUACGCCGCACCUGCCAUCUCUACCUACCAUUCUGCCCCCGUGGCUUACGCCAAAACGUACGCUGCACCCGCCGUGCAAGCCUACCACGCUGCUCCCGCCGUGCAAGCAUACCACGCUGCUCCCGCCGUGCAAGCAUACCACGCUGCUCCCGCUGUGGCCACCUACGCCGCCGCUCCCGUGGUCAAGACUGCCGUCACAUACUCCGCUGCCCCUGCUGUAUCCCACGUGACCUACUCUGGCGCUUACGGCAACUAUGGCUGGUAAACUAUCCGGACGAA
Cydia fagiglandana is the source of this 1064-nucleotide messenger RNA. Its product is annotated as cuticle protein 16.5-like. The record is from RefSeq and is a predicted model, not a curated record. The transcript is spliced from 2 exons. Bases 103 to 1050 code for a protein of 315 amino acids. Lineage: Eukaryota; Metazoa; Arthropoda; Insecta; Lepidoptera; Tortricidae.